This is a messenger RNA of Gadus macrocephalus (Pacific cod), 3371 nucleotides long. RefSeq names its product chromosome 22 C6orf62 homolog (gene c22h6orf62). Lineage: Eukaryota; Metazoa; Chordata; Actinopteri; Gadiformes; Gadidae. The record is from RefSeq and is a predicted model, not a curated record. Bases 1476 to 2168 code for a protein of 230 amino acids. The transcript is spliced from 5 exons.
UGUUGUUUUGGUACGGGGUCACAUGUCCGUCGACGUCACAUCUUUGUAGUUGUGCGCAGCCAUUUUGAGGAAGGAUUUUCAACGACGAGCCUUUGCCAUUAUUAUCUGCGCCGAAGACUCGAAAACAAACCAAAAACAUUUGGCAAAAUUGUUAAAUAUGGGCCCACCGGAAGACGAAUUACUCCACAUGUCGACGGAUAGAACGGAGGACCUCCGCUGGAUUGUCAAUUUAUCUUGACAUGGCAUGCGGGACGGUUUGUGGUCGUGACGACUGAAGAAAAGAACCAGCCGGAGAACAAGCGGAGAGACGCCUCAAAACUUUAGGCGUGGACCGAGUCUCGACCGCUCUCAUUGUUCGACGUUCACCGUCUGGUUAUAGCUUCGCUGUUUGAUUCCGUUUUAGAGGUCGGUGUCUAGACAUGGUAUAUGUCGAAAUAUAUCGAAAAUGCUGACCAUACGAAAAAACAGUUAGGCACCCGACCGUGCGUGUCUCUGGUCCCGCAGAGCAGACUGUCUGAGUGAACCUAGCAGAAAAUGUAAAACACUUCGACAUGAUGACUGUACGCCAACCAUCCCUGGGCCUCAGUUAUGCCAAACAGUCAAAAGAUAAGAUGUAGGUAAUUGGUUGGUUCACUACUAGUUAGUGUUUAAGUGUGAGCCUAGAUUAGCGUGCUAGCUUAGGUUAGCUAGUUUGCUAACAUACCGUACACCGUCAUCAUGACUAUCGACAGUGCAAGGAGAACAGCGGGCCGUGAGCCACAUGAAUGGCAUUAAAACUUCCCAGGAAAUGUCAAGUGGCGUCGUAGUUCUCGAUGUGAGUUGGUGCCAACGUUUUGUGGCAUCUGCGUUUAUCUGCCAUGGUUGUCUGCACUUCAAAACCGUAUGUAAACACGUUCAUAGCGCUGAAUCCUAGUCAUUACUGAACCAAUAGACAAACCAACAGUCAUGAAUGAGAGCCUUUGAAAUGUCCCCAGCAAUACUAUACGUGUCUGCUUGUUUGGGUAGUCUUCCAUUUUACUAGCAAAGUAUACAAGGUUAGGGUUUUGAUAGAAGCCCCCCUUUUAUUGAUGCAACCUCUAAAGAGACACAUUUGAGUUUCUUUAUUCAAUUUACUUCCGUGCCAACAAAUUGCUGACUAGAAGCCUUAUGCUCUUAUGGAAAAGUAAUGUCUUAAAUCUAAAUUUCGUAUCGACCACUAGGGAUAUGUAGUAUCUGAUUACCAUUCCCGUCCUAAACAUUGGCCCUUUAAAAAAAUGAAAACGACCGUCUGAUAAAAAAAAAUUCUAUUAUUUAUUUGCUCGAAUUUUCAUUUGGUGUCAGUUUUUUUUCCUUAGGUGAUAGUGGAAAAAAACUGUUUAUGGUUGUUUCUUGACGGGGUAGUUAACAAAAUCUAUCAAGACCUAUUGUAGGACUUUAAAGCUAGGAGUAAACCGAAAUUAUUCAAUAAAAGAGAAGACUACCAUCCAAACCUCACAAUGGGGGACCCAACCUCGAGAAGGAAUCAAACAAGGAAUCGACUACGUGCUCAGCUGCGAAAGAAACGAGAAUCUCUGGCUGAUCAGUUUGACUUCAAGAUCUAUAUCGCCUUUGUAUUCAAAGACAAGAAAAAGAAGUCUGCACUUUUUGAGGUGGCAGAAGUGGUGCCAGUGAUGACAAACAACUAUGAAGAAAACAUCCUCAGGGGUGUGCGGGAUUCCAGCUACUCCCUCGAAAGCUCUAUAGAACUCCUGCAAAAGGACGUUGUGCAGUUGCAUGCCCCCAGAUACCAGUCAAUGCGCAGGGAUGUGAUAGGUUGUACACAGGAGAUGGAUUUCAUCCUUUGGCCACGCAAUGACAUUGAGAAGAUCGUCUGUCUGCUGUUCUCCAGAUGGAAAGGGGCGGAGGACGAGCCCUUCAGGCCUGUUCAGGCCAAGUUUGAGUUUCAUCAUGGCGACUAUGAAAAGCAGUUCUUGCAUGCUGUGGGCCGUAAGGACAAGGCUGGGAUGGUUAUGAACAACCCCAAUCAGUCUGUAUUUCUCUUCAUGGAUAGACAGCACCUGCAGACUCCUAAAACCAAGGCAACUGUUUUCAAGUUGUGCAGCCUCUGCCUAUACUUGCCCCAGGACCAGCUGACCAGCUGGGGUGUUGGAGAGAUAGAGGACCACCUCCGCCCAUACAUGCCUGACUAAGGCCUACCUCCUUCACCCAGCCACAAAGGGAAGGCACCCCCAACCUCCUCUCCCUCUGACUGAAGCAGUUGACCUAGUCACCUCCACUGUCCUCCAUCCAAUAGAAAUGAACUUGUGCUUGGAUCCCCUUUUUUUCUUUUGGUUUAUGUUAUGUUACCCAUGUGGUCCCCUCUCCAUGACCCGAAGCUGACUCAGUUCCCAUCGUUUGGUUAUGCUCUGCUCACCCUCCCCGGUGCUCCACUCUCCCACCCCUAUUUUUGGAUUGCUCUUCCUCACUUUGUUCCUGUCUGCCUCCUCCAUAACCUCCCCACUUAAGCAUCUGGUUUUGUUUAUUAAACCUGCACAAACAUUCAUUUUGUUACUUUAUUUUUUUCAAUAGAUUUUUUUUUUCUGACUGGUUGGUCAUUCACUCGGAGCCACGCUGUCAAUGACACCUGUCACUGAAGGAACUCUUAUGUUGCAUCACAACAGGAACAAACAGGUUUUCAUGGUGGAUGCGUUUGUGAUCUUUGCUGUCAUAGAAGGCUUGUGAAAGAGUGAAUUGUAAGGGAAGGGGGUCAAAGAUAGAUUUCUAGAACUACUUCAAUCUGUUUGACUGGAUGGGCGCAAAUAGGCGUUUAACUCGUAGAUGCAAAGAUAACGAGAAACAUUUGUCAAUUUGUACGUUUGGCUUCACUUCUCAUUUUACGCCUGCCUUAGAUUGUUUAUGCUGGACAUUUUGUGUCAUUUCUUUCCUCGGAAACAGGCUAACCAUUGCCUUGGAUAGAAGGUCUUGAGUAACUUUGAAGGUCAUACAAACCAAAGUUCCAAGAUACUUUUUAGCCGCUGACUGACUCCAUGCAAGCUGUUAAUUUACUAUCCAUCCAACCUACUUAACUCAUGUUAUCUUUUUUUGUGUUGGCAGGGAUAACUGGGGGGGGGGGGGGGAGGGAUACAACACUGAGAAGCUAAUGUUUAAAAAAUGUAGUGUACCUAACAAAAAGCAGAUCUGAUUUUUCUUUAAUGUGGGAUUGAAUAGGAUAAUUUGCUGCAUUAUUUUUGGAUUAACCUUGUUUAAGUUGGGAAGCAUAUGAUAAUGGUUUUGUUUGCUAAUUCAGUGUGUUCAGUAGAAGGGUUGAGGGGCUUUUCUUUUCAGUUUAUCCUGUAAUGAUUCUCAAAUCAAUAUUGCUGAGCAUAUCCCAAUACAAUGCAAAUUCUGAAUAA